AUGUCAGAUAACAAAUCACAGCGGAAACCAUAUUAUAAUAACCACUACACAAGACGGUCCCAUGGGUUCGGACUAAUCACGCCACCUUCCAACAUAGUUGUAAGCAGCAAUAAAUUACUGAGUUACGGAAUAAAAAGGAUGGAGGUCAUGUAUUCAGCUUCAAGAUUAACAAAGAGGUUACUUGACUUUCACUUGAAGCGUGGUCGGUGGAAAUCUAAGAAGAGACGGCCUCUGAAGAUCGAUCAGUUUUUAGACAAUGGACUAAAACAUAUUAGGUCUGGAGUAUAUGCGGGAAGCCAAGAUGAUCGGCCUAUUCGCUGUUCUAUGAGAGGUAUUAAGCAUUUGUUCUAUGUUGCACCCAGUAUGCCCUGCAUGUGUAGGUGGUGUACAUUGAAACCCAGUCCAUUGAGGUCGGAGAUUACCCCCUGUUGCAACGAGUCUCCGUACAACGAGCUGACUAUAAAAUGGAGUACAAAUAUUCAUCAAUAUUAUAUUGGUGAGGAGGCGUACGAACGACAGCAUAACACUAUGAUUAAGAUUCUCUAA
This is a messenger RNA of Eremothecium cymbalariae DBVPG#7215, 546 nucleotides long. RefSeq lists its product as uncharacterized. The record is from RefSeq and is a predicted model, not a curated record. NCBI's taxonomy places the organism in Eukaryota, Fungi, Ascomycota, Saccharomycetes, Saccharomycetales, Saccharomycetaceae. Bases 1 to 546 code for a protein of 181 amino acids. The transcript has a single exon.